Messenger RNA from Penicillium daleae, 1392 nucleotides. RefSeq names its product putative MFS monocarboxylate transporter. Bases 1 to 1392 code for a protein of 463 amino acids. The record is from RefSeq and is a predicted model, not a curated record. Gene Ontology annotation, biological process: transmembrane transport. Gene Ontology annotation, molecular function: transmembrane transporter activity. Gene Ontology annotation, cellular component: fungal-type vacuole membrane. The transcript is spliced from 4 exons. NCBI's taxonomy places the organism in Eukaryota, Fungi, Ascomycota, Eurotiomycetes, Eurotiales, Aspergillaceae.
AUGAGCUCUCCCACCCACGAGACCGAGACCAUCUCUCUGAGCGAGAUACCGGCCCGUCGCUCUUCCAAUGACGUGACUCCAUCGGAGAUCGAGCAGCCUUCACUGCCCCCCGCAGACGGGGGCAAGGCUGCAUGGCUAUUGCUCGCAUCAUGCUGUCUCAUUCAGCUACCAGUCUGGGGAUUCUCGACCGUAUUCGGUAUUUUCCAAGAGUACUACAGCACGCAUAAUGUGUUGCAGGGCGAUAAAGGUGACCUUGCUACCGUGGGAACUACAUCAACUGGUCUUUUAUACCUCUUAUCUCCUGUGACGUUCACCCUCUUGACGCGGUAUCCACGCCUCCAAGCUUGGUGCAUUCCAACCGGUCUAGCUAUCACUGUGAUCGGUUCUCUUCUGUCGUCAUUCUCCCAACAAGUCUGGCACCUUAUUGCAACACAGGGUGUUAUGUGCGCCAUCGGUAAUGCACUCAUGUUCAGCCCAUCUUCUCUGUAUAUGGACCAGUGGUUCAUACAGAAGAAAGGACUUGCCCUCGGGAUCAUGUGGGCAGCUAAGAGUAUUACUGGCGUUGUAUUGCCUUUCGUUGCGAAUGCUUGUUUGAACAGAUUUGGUUCUAGUACGACAUUCAGAGCUUGGACUGUCACUACGUUGCUCACUACCCUACUCUCAUUGCCAUUUAUGAAGCCUCGAAUCCCAGUCUCAUCUUCUGCUUCAGCCCGUCGACUGGACCUCAGCUUCCUCAAAUUGGCCACGUUCUGGAUGCUUCAGGCAGGCAACGUCAUCCAAAGCUUUGGAUACUUCUUACCAUCCACAUAUCUGCCAUCAUACUCCACCACAACUGUCGGUCUGUCUGGGACAACGGGCACAAUGCUUGUAUCGCUCUUCAACGCGACUUCGGUCGUCGGCGGUAUCUGCGUCGGAAUGCUCUGCGAUCGUUUUGCAGUGUCAAAUAUUCUGCUUCUCUCCUCAAUGGGCUCAGCGCUAUCUGUAUUCCUUCUAUGGGGCAUGGCAGCAUCUCCAGAGUCUGAAUCAUCUCAGAGAGCUAUUGCGCUGCUCACUUUGUUCUCCAUCUUUUAUGGCUUCUUCGCGGGUGGAUUCAGUUCUACCUGGUCAGGUGUCAUUAAGCAGAUCAAACGUGACUCGUCUACGUCCUUGGAGACAGGGUUGGUCUUUGGUUUGCUUGCAGGAGGGCGAGGAAUCGGCAAUGUCAUCAGCGGUCCGUUGAGCACGGCACUAAUAAAUCAAGGGUCGGUGAGUGGAUCGCAAGGCAACGCUGGAACGGGAUUUAGCACUCAGUAUGGGACUUUGAUUCUUUUUACUGGUAUCACGGCGGUUUUCGGAGCGUGGAGCUGGAUGUGGCGUUAUAUCAGCUCGGGGAUGCACUGUGUUAGUCGUUGA